AUGGCUCUGUUCCUCCAAAGCGCGUGCAUUCGCAGUCGUACCGUGCUCUUCACUGCCUUUCGAUCCACUCGCAGACUCCGUCCCGACCGCUGCAUGAGCACACAGACUGCCGCUCGUGCAGUGGUCGUGCCAACCCACAUGGCUACAGUCUCUUCAGCUGGACCUGCUGCACCUCCUGAGCUCUCGCAGCUGCAGCUUAACUCAGCAACUCUCACGCAGCUCCAGAGGCAGAUCCAGCGACUUGGAGACGGGCCCAGCAGUCCACGUGACGCCUUUUACGUCGUGGACACGGCGGCCAUUGAAGACCGGUUCAACCUCUGGCGCGAGUACCUGCCGAAUGUUCGACCGUACUACGCAGUCAAGUGUAACCCGGACUUGGCCUUGAUUGAGAGCUUGGCUCGACUGGGUGCAGGCUUUGACUGUGCGAGCCAGACAGAGAUCCGCUCCGUGCUUGGAACGGGCGUCGCAGCUCGUGAUAUUAUCUACGCCAACCCGUGCAAACAAGGCUCGCAGAUUGCGUACGCCCGCUCUCAGGGCGUUGACGUCAUGACGUUUGACUCAUUGGAUGAACUUGUCAAGAUCCAGGUCAUUAGUCCUCAUGCGAAGCUCGUGUUGCGGCUGUACGUGGACGACUCGGACUCGAUCUGCCGGCUGGGCACGAAAUUUGGAGCCAUGAUCCAUGAUGUCCCGGAUUUGUUGAACCAAGCAAAGAUGCUGAAUCUGGACGUUGUGGGCGUCAGUUUCCACGUUGGAAGUGGCUGUUUCAAUGUCGAAGCCUAUGCCAAUGCAGUUGCUCGGGCCCGCAAAGUGUUUGACAUUGGCCACGCACAUGGGCUUAAUUUUGAGUUGCUGGAUAUUGGUGGCGGCUUUCCCGGUACGGAGAAUGGACCGAUUCGGUUUGAAGACUGCGCUCGCGAGCUCAAGAAGUCGUUGGCUCGUCACUUCCCGCGAGACAGUGGUGUUCGGGUUAUCUCGGAGCCAGGCCGCUUCUUUGCGGCGUCUACUCACACAUUGGCGGUUAAUGUUGUUGGCCGCAAGGUGGCACCGGCUUUGGAUGUCCCGGGUCAACCUCCUGUACUUGUCAGUGCUGCUAGUGCUGGAGCAGAUCAAGCACCCAACUAUAUGUAUUUCGUAAACGAUGGCUUGUACGCCUCGUUCAACUGCAUGGUGUACGACCACCCGUCGAUCCAGCCCGUGAUCAUGUCGGAUGCUGCCUCGCUAGAAGCCACGCCCAUGUACAAAGCUAGUCUCUGGGGUCCCACGUGUGACGGCAUGGACUGCAUCAUGAAAGAGGUGGAAUUGCCGCUGAUGGACGUCGGACAGUGGAUCGUGUUUCCGAGCAUGGGGGCGUACACUUGUGCAGCCGGCUCGGACUUUAACGGUUUCCAGCGUCCACAGAAAAUCUAUUUCGACUCGCACUGCGUGGUGGAUGACCAGCAGCAGCAAUUUGUGUACUAG
Molecule: messenger RNA, 1458 nt
Organism: Peronospora matthiolae
Lineage: Eukaryota; Oomycota; Peronosporomycetes; Peronosporales; Peronosporaceae
Source: the annotation of a GenBank genome assembly